Molecule: messenger RNA, 303 nt
Organism: Prorocentrum cordatum
Lineage: Eukaryota; Dinophyceae; Prorocentrales; Prorocentraceae
Source: the annotation of a GenBank genome assembly
AUGCAUUGCCGCCGCCAGCCGCACAUGCUGUAUUCGGGUGGCCAGCGCAGUCGGGCAGGUUGUCUGCUCUUUUCCCUUGCGCGCAUCCCGAAGCAGCUGGCAUCAUCCGGGCUGGCGCCCCAGGAAUUCCGCCGGCAAUUGUCGGUGGUCGUUUUUCCUUCGGGAGACGCCAGCAGGAUCAACAUCACCACUACCAACCGCCCCCUGCAUUCCCAGAUCCUCGUUUGUGCCGAUCGUCCAAUUGCUUCCGAGAAGCAUAUUCACACGCAACUCAAACGAUGGUGGAUCGUUUUGAGUCAGUAG